AUGGCUGUAGGUAUCUAUGUUGUUCGCUGGCGCCGCAAAAAAGCAAAUCUCCCCGAGCCUGAAUUCAAAGCAUGGCAUGUGGUGAUUAUCUUCAACAUCUGCAUCCAGCUCUACCUCCUCAUCAUGCCUUGGUAUCCCCCUGCGGGCGGACAGUAUGCUGGCGAUGUGAGCUUCUGGUACGCGACUUACGCCGUUACUGGUAUUGUAAUCCUUCUUACCUGUGCCAUCUACUACUGGCUUUGGGCAUUCCUCAUCCCCAAGCGGAGAGGCUACAAGUUGCGACAGGAGCUCAUCAGUCUUGAUGACGGAGUUCAAAGCAACAGACUUCGAAAGAUCCCAAAUGCCGAAGUUGACGCGUGGGAUGCUACACACGAUGCGUCUGGGCGCCUUCUUGGGCCUUCUGCUAGUGAAACGCUUGUGCAAGAGAAGGGGCUGAGAAGCUCUUCGGAGGGUAGUAACUCGGAUGGAGGCAAACAGGUGCCAAGUACUAUUCGUGAGAGCGGCAAUGUCUAG
Molecule: messenger RNA, 513 nt
Organism: Colletotrichum spaethianum
Lineage: Eukaryota; Fungi; Ascomycota; Sordariomycetes; Glomerellales; Glomerellaceae
Product: high-affinity methionine permease
Exons: 2
Coding region: 1-513 (170 amino acids)
Source: RefSeq, a predicted model, not a curated record